Zophobas morio is the source of this 5402-nucleotide messenger RNA. RefSeq lists its product as uncharacterized. Gene Ontology annotation, cellular component: plasma membrane; apical junction complex. Lineage: Eukaryota; Metazoa; Arthropoda; Insecta; Coleoptera; Tenebrionidae. The transcript has 9 exons. Gene Ontology annotation, biological process: cell-cell junction organization. The record is from RefSeq and is a predicted model, not a curated record. Bases 370 to 4944 code for a protein of 1524 amino acids.
CCAGCCGCCCAAGCAUCUCUCUCUCCGUCCCAUUGGUCGCGCGCGUCACGUGGCCCGUUUAUAUUACUCAGCCACCUCUGCCACUUGUUGUCGUACUCGUUUCGCCACGAAAACCGCAUUGUUCGCCGCAAAUUCGGGUCCCUGAAGAUGCCACCGGUGACGACGUUUCGGUGCCCGCCAUCGGCGAUCGAUCGUGUGCGUGUCGGCAGCCGCUAGACGCGAUAAUGCAACCAAACAGUGCGUACGUGGUGGUAUUCGAUGCGAGAAUUUCACGUUUCCGGAUCGCGGCUCCGGGUGAUUUUCCGGUAGUUUGUUGAACCGCCGUUCCGAUUGUGUGGUACCGUUGGCCGACCGAGUACUCGCUCCAAAAUGGAAGAUGUUGCCUUCAGCGACUGGCCCGACGGCGCGGCGACCAACUCCUGGUUACCAGCCUACGGCUUCCAGACGCCCAGCGCCCUGCUGGAAAGGGAGGACUUCCUGGGCAACCCAGACGCCGAGUACUUUCUCCACGGAACUUCCGCCCCCUGCCUGUACCUCGAGACCAUCCACGAAGAGACUUCCGACGACUUGCGUUCCGACAGCGACGUUUCGGACAUGAGAGGUUCGCCUUUAGGGUGGCUGGCGACCGACUCAGAGACGGACUCGGUCAUUUGCAUGGACGCCACGAACGACACCGACUGCGAAUCCGACCGCGAGCUCGCCUGCCCCAUCAAGCGUCGCCGCCACGAGGCCCCCCCGUGCCCUCUCGACGACGAGCCCUACCAAUCCCUGAGCCGCUCGAGCAGCCUCCUCCAGUUCGAGACCCUCGAGAGGCAGUGCCAGGAGACGUCCAGCAGUUCCCCCAGCAUCUACUCCCAGUUCAGCCUCGACUCCCUCGAGCGCGCUAAGCCGCCCCCCAGCGACAGCGACAGCGGCGGCAGCGAGAGCACCCUGGCGCCCGCCAAGUCCUGCGGCAGCCUGCGCGCCUGGCGCAGCUUCGAGAACCUGCAGCGCGGCGCGCCCAAGCGCGACAUCAUCUCCGCGGAGAACCUCAGCGAGGACAGCGGCUUCGGCGACCAGAAGGAGAAGAAGUCCCCCAGGAGCCCGGCCUUCGGCGCGUACGACUACUGCGAGGGGUUCGCGAAGAUGGGCGGCAAGUUCGGGGCCAGCUGUCAGAACCUGAGCGUGGUGGGCAGCGAGUGGGUAAUUUUAGAGAAGGAGGAAUGUCAGGUUAAAAAUAGUGCGACGUCUGCGAGCGAGCCCGACCUGCGGGGGGGAGAUGGGGACCAGCACGAGAAGGAGGACGAACACAGUGUGUGUGUGUGCAGUGUUCCGAGGAACUUGGACCUGGUGGGCAAGGAGGAUGAGCCGAGGAAGACUUCUAUAGCGGCGAAGAAUUGGGACUUGGGGGACUUCAGUCAGGAGAUGGCGUCGUUUAAGAGGGAGGGGAGUUAUGCGGAGGCUAUGAGGAACAGGGUGGAUUUGAGCGACGACGAGACGAGUCUUUGCUACAAGAGGAAGCUCCCGAAGACGACGAUCGUGGAGUUUGACAAGAAGGUGCUCCAGGCGAUCUCGGAGAGUAUACACAGUAUUAACUCCGUGAGUGUGGCGGAUGCCCACUUGAGUAGCAUCUAUGGGAGCUCAGGAGCUAUACAAGGGAAGAGUAUACACAGAAAUGUUGUAAGUACUCCGAAUUUGGUCAUGAACCAGCUGGAGCAAGAGAGGAUCGUGGACUUGUUACUAGAAGAAGAAAGAAGAAGAUCGGUGCAAGAUCUAGCAAGAGAAGUGCCGAGGAAGAGCUCAUUGGUCAACCAUAGCACUAGCACUAGUUGUAUAUCCGACGUAGACGACAAGACCCUCAACUACGAAUCAGGCAGCACCAAAGAGGUGCACUUCAGCCCCGUCGUGUCCGAGGUGAACUGGCCCGAGGACAGCCACUCCAGCCCCAGCACCGUCGAGCGCGAGUCCAGCUACAGCCUCUCCAGCAGCCCCGAGCGCGAGUCGUUCGACGCCCUCACCAAGGUCCUGCUCGAGCCCCGGCCGCCCACGCCGCCCAAGCCCUCCUGCUCGCAGUCGCGCCCCGUCCCCGAGAGCCGCCGCACUUUCCGCCCCCUCAGCGAGGCCUUCCCCCCGUACGACGAGCCCGAGUACUCGCCGCCCCCCUACCACCCCCUCAGCGAGAGCCAGCCCGAGCUGCGGCGCGUCCCCUUCCGCUCCGGCCUGUCCCAGUCCCAGCCCGACGUGCGCUGCAGGCGCCGGGGCUCCCAGCUCAUCAAGAAGGACGCCGACGGGUGCAUCAUCAAGGCCUACAUCGACGGGGACGGCGUCCAGUACAAGCACACCCAUCUGGACCUUGACGAGCCGGCCCCCCCCACGAGUCACGUGCCGGUGGGCCGCGAUGCUCAAGUCAAACGGAGCGAUGCAGUUGCGGUUAUGGAAGCGGCAGAGGUGCCUCGGAAAGAACUGAAAGAAGCGAAACAACAACAACAACAACAACAACAGCAGACGAAGAAGAAAUUGGGGGGGUUCUUCUCGCGGUUGGCCAGUUUUCGGUUCUCGACGAGGAAGGAUGAGAAGAACAAGAAGAAGAAGGAUGGCGACAAAAAGACAGGCGACCUCGUCCAGAACCAGCGCGUCGCCACCAAGGAGGACUACAUCUACAUCCCGCUCAAGGACCCGUCGCCGCCGGCCAGCGCCGCCAAGCCGCCCCUGCCCAGGGCGCCGCCGCGCGUCGUCGGCGCAAGCGUGAAGGGCGCGCACCACCGAACCCACGAUCAGGACCACCGCCGCCGCCGGACUAUUGAUUCGGGAGAGUGCCCCCGGCCGAUGGAGCCCAUGGGGCUUAUCGAGACAGACCUAGACACCCAAGUGACGGUCAUCACCAGCGGUGCGAACAAUGUGAAGACGCGCAGCCUCCUUAACCUGGGGGCCGAGCCCAGACUCGGCCACCUCCUCGCCGACGACAGGCAGACCGAGCAGACGGCCAGGCCGCACAAGUCGAUGGAGUUCCUGCUGGACAAGCAGAAUCUCAAAGUUGUUGAGCCCCCCGAGAAUGAGCUCCAGAAGGGCGAACGUGUGAUGUCUGAACACCAACUCCGCGUGCAGCGCUCCCUCCAGAAGCUCACAGUCCCCGAAUGGUACAAGCAGGCCCAGGUGCCCCGCGAAGGCUUCAUCCUCAAGAAGCCUCGCGAGCCCCGCUGGACCGGCACCGGCAGCAAGACCACCUCCCUCAGCAGCCUCGGCUCCAGCAACCCGUCCCCCAUCAUCCUCAGCCCCACGUCGUGCGCGCAGCCCUUCGUGCGGUGGUCCACCUCCAAGCUCAACUCCACGGCGUCGUCGCCGUGCGCCUCCACCCGCAGCAGCUUCAACACGCGCCAGCCCAACGGCUCCAUCUCGCCGUCGUCGGUGCGCAGCAGCUUCAGCUACCGCCAGCCCUACCUCGGCUGGCGGUCGCAGGAGCGGCUCAACAAGCCGCGGACGCCCGCCGAGCGCCUGGCCAACAGCCUGCUGACGCAGGCCGGCCAGCCGCAGAGCGUGCAGGCCAGCCCCGAGAUCCAGACGUCCAUCAAGGAGGUGACGUCGGCCAUCGCCGACUACGUGCGCGGCCUCAAGCCGGACAGCGACGAGAGCCAGCGUAGCCGCUCGGCGAGCCCGCGGGGCAGCCAGAAGCUGUGCUGGCUGGAGAGCAGCUUCGUGGGGAUCCGGCCGCUGGACUCGCCCCAGACGCCCGUCACGCUGACGGAGAGCCAGCCCACGCCGCCGACGAGUCUGCGGCUGGACCUGCAAACGCACAAUGAUGUGACUCUGCUGCAUACAACAAGCGGGCCAAAGCCUUCCCCCAGCUCAACGACUCUCGAAGACGUAUUAGACUCACUGUUGGGCCUUCCAUCAUCGGAUCGAGCCCCUAGCCCCAGUCUCCAAGCGACGGGGUCAGCUAAUAGCAGUCCGAAUCACAGCUCGGAGUUCCGAAGACGCUCGGACGGCAGCGAGCAGACCUCCCUCGGGAGCAUUUCUCGCCGAGUGAGUUUCCAGUCGUCACCUGUCAUCCAGUGCCGGUACUCGCGCUGCGCUCGGGUGGUCUCGGUGUCUAGUCCGGAGGCUGCCAACUUCAAGAACUGUCACAACUGCUCGUACACGUACUGCUCGAGGGCGUGCAGACGGGCGCACUGGGAGAAGCACAGGAAGACGUGUCUGUUUUCGCGGAUCGGCACGUUGUGCAGACAGGUCAUAGCAGCCAUCAAGGAGGAAAAGGAGACCCUCCACCACCUCUCUCUCAUCGCCCGACGCGGCUACCUCUCCCAGGGCCCCGGGGCGGUGAAGUGCUUCUUCCCCUGCCCCGAGAACGCCGAGAAGUUCCUCGACGGCGGCCUCAGCGAGCUCGGCGAGCUCACGUACGUGCGCUGGCCCGACCUGCUGCCGUCCGAGAUGGGCCCCCAGCUGUACUCCGAGCUGGUGGCCAUGUGCAAGGGCUACAACCCCGACAGCAAGCUGGUGCUGUACGUGUCCGUGUGCGUCGUGUCCGAGACUCCCGCCAGCGGCGCCGUCAAGUGGGAGCGCCAGCUGGUGUCCCGUUGUGCCAAAAUGCGGCUCAGCAGAGACAUUUGCGUGCCCGAGAAGGACCAAGACAAUCCCGAGACGCUCAUCCUCACCUGCAACUCCCUCGACGCCCUCAGCGAGGACAGGGUGAAGGAGCUGAAGGAGAUGAGCAUCAACAACGUGCAGAAGCAGCUGCGGCUGCGGGGGGUGUCGCUGCGCCGGCAGCACCCCGUCAUCUUCAAGCAGCUGUGCGCGUACGCGAACGGCAGCUGCGACAAGUUCACCCCCAUCACGGUCUACCCGAAGGACGUCAACACGGGCAAGAGCUUCAUGUGCAUCAUCAUGCUGGAGGCCGACCCCGACAGCCUGAGACAGGUGGAGUCGGCCGGAGUGAAAGUCAGGACUGUGGAUGUGCUGUGCGCCGAUUGAAACUCGUGUUACCCUAUCCUGUGAUUUAUCGUAGCUUGUUGUUAUUCUGCAAAUUUUAACAAAUCCAUGUUGAUAUCUAUGAUGUUGCUUUUAAUAUUAUGUUUUUAUCGAGAUUUGUCUCAAAUCGUGCUUCGUGAAUAUGAGAAUCUGUGAGAUUUUAGACUUCGUUUUAGGGUACGUGCCUUUGAAAGCCUACUGUACUAAAUUUUGCACUGACGGACACAUAUCGGGUGCCGGGACGUACCUACCUGUUGCAGGAUUGAUAUUCUAAAUUUUUUUUACUCGUCGUGUCUGACCCGGUUUUUUUUCUCUCGUCACACCAAUUGGAAGCAAUAAAUGUUACUGGAAGAAGAUGGAAGUUUAGUAUUUUAUUCCUACAUCUUUUUGUCGUUCGUUCAUUAUUAUUAGGCAUAUUAUCCGAUUGUAAAAAUUGUUAAAUUAAAUUAUCAUCAAACUCU